UUGGGAGCAGUCAGAGAAAGAUCAAAGCACAUAGCACUAAGCACUGUUAGGGUGUCUGAAGUCUUCUAGCUAUGUUGUUGACAAUAAGUCUUUGGCUUUUUGCAGUUUCUCCAGCUCUCUUUGCUCCAGUCAAAGAACCUUGUACAACAGGAAGAAACAAGCUGCUGCUCAUCUCCUUUGAUGGAUUCAGAUGGGAUUAUGACCGGGAUGUGGACACACCAAAUCUCGACAAGAUGGCUCAAGAUGGUGUAAAAGCUACUUAUGUCAUCCCACCCUAUAUAACAAUCACUAGCCCGAGUCACUUCACUCUGCUGACAGGACGUUACAUUGAGAAUCAUGGCGUGAUUCACAAUAUAUGGUUCAACACCACCACUCAGGAGAAGAAGCAAUACUACAUGGCACAGUUUGUUGAUGACUACUGGGACAACGGCAGUCUACCUAUAUGGAUUACAGCUCAAAGACAGGGUCUGAAAACAGGCUCCUUGCAUUUUCCGGGUACGGCUGCCACAUAUCAGAAUGAGAGGGUGCGAGUGAGAGAGGUGGAGUCUCAAUUUUAUGAUUACACCAAUGAGACAGAUUGGAGAGCAAAUGUGGAUAAAGUGAUGGGUGAUUGGUUUAAAAUGCAGGAUCUGGAUUUUGUCUCACUAUAUUUUGGUGAACCAGAUCAGACAGGCCAUAAAUUUGGGCCUGACUCCCCAGAACGGCGUGAUGCAGUCAUGAAAGUGGACCGCACCAUCGGCUAUAUACGUGACACCGCACAAAAACAUGGUCUUGCUGACCGCCUGAACAUCAUCAUCACUGCUGAUCAUGGUAUGACUACUGUACUGAGAGGGACCGGAAUAAAACAGAUAAUUCUCUCCCAAAUCCCUGGCUUCUCAUUUCGGGAUAUUAAAUUCCAGUUGUUGGACUAUGGACCUAAUGGGAUGCUGUUGCCUAAAGAUGGCAUGCUGGAGAAGGUUUAUAGUGUCCUCAAAGGUGCCCAUCCUAACCUCCAUGUCUAUAAGAAGGAAGACAUGCCUGCUCGUCUUCAUUAUUCAAAUCAUCCACGUAUUUUACCCCUCGUUCUCUAUGCUGACCCAGGAUAUGUAAUCAGUGGGCUUCUCCCAGUUCAGACCAAUAAAGGAGAACAUGGAUUUGACAAUCAAGCCUUAGACAUGAAGGCUUUCUUCAGGGCAGUGGGGCCUGACUUUCACAAGGACCGGGUAGUGGGACCUUUUGAGACAGUUAAUGUUUAUCCUUUAAUGUGUCAUCUACUGGGAAUAAAGCCCGAGGUCAAUGAUGGCUCUCUUGAUAACACUAGACAUCUUCUAGUCUCUGGUGGGCAACAGUGUGACAGUAAAGAACCAGACCAGAUGAGCAUUGUCAUUGGCCUAGGUGCAGUGGCCGGGUUUCUGGUAGUUGUCUUCAUCAUUGUUUCAUCUUACAAUAUCUUCAAGCGUAAUAGAACAAAUACAAGGAAUGAUCUCAAAGCAGAAUAUGAAGACAAAAUUGAUUCAAAGCAAACAAUAAUGUGAUUAUCAUUCAAUUACAUUAGAAUGUGUUCAUACAUUUUUAUUUCCCAUUUUCCACAACACAAUAAAAACACCACAUGUUCAGUGUUAACAA
Molecule: messenger RNA, 1605 nt
Organism: Pangasianodon hypophthalmus (striped catfish)
Lineage: Eukaryota; Metazoa; Chordata; Actinopteri; Siluriformes; Pangasiidae
Gene: enpp7.2
Product: ectonucleotide pyrophosphatase/phosphodiesterase 7, tandem duplicate 2
Exons: 6
Coding region: 72-1514 (480 amino acids)
Source: RefSeq, a predicted model, not a curated record